UGCCUGACCCCCACCACGGUAGUAGCGGGGGUUCGUCCCCCGCGGAUGUCGAUCGACCAAGGAUAGUUCGUAGUCACUACUAUACGAUACCCACCGUAUCUCGUGCUUUCCGCGCUUCGUUGGUUCGCCUCGAUGGAUCGCGAGCGGUGGGACGUGCGCACCCGGACACUCGCGCGCAGCCGCCGACCAAUCGAACGUGCUUGGUGGGGGGUUGUGCGCAGACCGAAACCGAUCGAGUUUCCUUGGACACGACGGACGGACGCGAAGGCAAAGCGGGAAUCCGGUAUUGGCAUGGAAGUGCAUGGAAUGCGGAAUAUCGAUUAAUGAUCGAUCGUUCGAUGGAUGGAUUGGGAUGGAACACGAAUCUUGAUAGGUGGGGGGGUCGCCAACGAGCGUUGACCGUGAAUGGCGUGAGUGCGCGUGCGCGUGUGCGCGUGAACUCCCAACGAACAAUCAACGCGUCGAUCCCUCCCUACUCCACAUCGAUCUACUCGCAGUCACUCGUAUCGUACGCACCAUUGGAAAAUAGCACGUCUUGCGGAAGCCUGGCCGUUCGAAUGGUAACCUUACGUCAACGCGUCCCGAAGACUCCACCGCCGCCGCCGUCGCUGCCCAUCGUAAGCGGCACGGCACGUACCCAGGCCCGUCAGCAAGCGCAACUCCUGCAACAGAAGCAACAGCAAGCGCUGGAUCGUCAAAACGCCCUUCGAAAGGAAAAAUUGGCUCGCCAAGCGGCCAAAAAGGCGGCUCAACAAGCCGCGAAGAAUGCACGGAAACCGGCAAAUCGCCGAAACAACCAAACGAACCCGCUCGCCUUGACCUGUCCACAAACAAGUCAACCUGUCUGGCUCGUUACCGCCACCCUCACCGACAUUAAGACGGCGCGUCAAAAAUCUCGACCGCCCUACCGUUCGGAUCGCGCCUAUCUCGUCACGGUGGCCUCGCCUGCCACAAGGCAAGCCGUAUACAACGUUACCGCCGACGCCUUGGCACAAUUGGAAACCAAUAUGUUACCCCCCUACGGCUCCCGUCCCUGGAAAGUCGUCGUGAAAGUAUCCGAUCCCACGAACAACAGUAUCAACAAUGCCAACAACGCAUCCGCCAAGAAAGCAACCACCAAGAGUCCCUAUUUUGUAUUUUCUCCAUCCGGACGCUUGAAGUUAGCCUCCUUUGCCCAUUUCCUCGAAAAAAUCCCGCAGCCCCCAAAGUUUCCCGGUUACAGCAGCGGCACCAAUGCGAACAGUCGACGUCGAUCCCAACAGUCCGGUGGCACCGAUCUGGAAGAAGACGAAUCUCACGAGAGUACUACCGUAGAAGUAGCAGCGGAUAUGAACGAGCACGAUCAAGCUGUCGCGGCCUUGUUGGAAGAGGAACAUGAUGUCGACGGUUUGUGCGCCCUCGCCUUGGAGGAACGCUGGCGGGUUCCUUUGCCGACGAUUUCGUUGCGUUGGAUAUCGCCACUCCGCGAAUCCUUCUCCACACGUAAAUCAGCCUGGGAACGAGCUGUGCAGCUAUGUCGGGACGAAACGUUGUUGGACAAGGUGUUGGAAGGAUACGGGGCUAAUGGGAAGCCGAUCAAGCUGGUGGUACCGACCAAAAGGAUGGCCCUCCAAGCCGGAAAGCUACGCUUUGUGCGAGAUGGACUGUGGGUGGUGGGUCAGGAAGAAGCGUGGCAGUGGCAACGAAGGUUGGAGAGCGAGACGCUUACACCAACCACAAUAUUAUCCAAUGGAGGGAACGACCGGAAGCAGAUGACCGUUUCAGGAACCGACGGAUCGAGCACAAAAACGACUCAAGGUCGUGCGCCGACGGCAUUGGUAUACUUUCUUCAGAGUCGGCGCAAGAUGCACCAGCAAGCCCGUCUCGCCGAACUCAGGGCGGGGCAGGAAACGAAUUUGUCGGCGGAAAUGGAUACAACAAUGAAAGUCGUGGGUGGGGCUCCACCAUCCGAAAAAGCAAAAAUCUCGUUUACACUGCGUGAAGCGGAAAGCGAGUUACGUGGUGUUUGGAAAGCAAUCCUAUGGCAAGGACCAUCUAUGUCGGAUGGCAAGCCGCAAGACACGAAGGUAUUGACAUCAACGGCGGAGACAACCGCAGCUGCUCCUGCUCCCGAUGAUGAUAUCUGCACGUCGGAGAACUUUUUUACAAAGGAUGCAGGAAAAUAUUUGGACCGGCAUUGUAUCGACGAUCAAAUCGUUUCGCCAGUGUCACCGUCUCCUAUCAGUCACGAAAAGAGUAGGACAACCUCGUCUUCCUCGAGUCUGGCGACAGAAGAGGACAGUCUUGUCGAUACUGAGAGCGUCGCGAUCAAACUCCAACAAGCGGCACCCCUGUCAACGACGAGUUGUUUGGAUGCCACCCAAAGUAUUGCAGCGACGGAGCUUGUUGUGAAAAGGUCAUCCAAGGUAGAAAAAAUCAACUCUAAUGAUGACCCAAAAACAGUGGAUGCUUCCAAGAUGGUUUUUGUCGGUCCGUCCGCAACGUGGAGACUAUGUCCCGAGCAAGUCAAAAGAUGCUAUGAUGCCGGGCUAGAGCACUACGAUCGUAUCUUCGAGACGGUUCGAGCUCGCGAUUUGUGGCGAGAAUUGCAGGACGGUUUUGAUCUAUUGAGAGAACGCGGACGUGGUCGAUUUGAUAUGGAGCUACCAGUGUUUGAAACACCAGAGUUCGAGUUUCUGACAAGCAUUAAAAAGGCGCCGUGGAUGUCGAUUGUUCGAGAGAUUCUCGGGAAGGAUGUCGUUUUGAUUCACAAAGGAAUAUUCCUAUCCUUACCUGGUUCGGCUCGUCAGGAUUACCACCAAGACGGUGUGCACUUGACAACACAAUACCAAAAGCCUUGCCACGCCAUUAAUGUCUUUGUGCCAUUGGUUGAUUUGACGCCGAAACUUGGACCGACCGAGUUCUGCCUGGGGUCUCACAUUCUUGACAACGAAGCAUGGGACAGGGAUUUUUGCGAAACGCCGCUGGUGGCGGCCGGUACCCCCGUUAUCUUUGAUUAUCGAUUGGGGCAUAACGGCUUGGCAAACACCAGCGACACUUCUCGCCCUAUUCUAUAUUGCACCUACGCAGCUGCCGCGGAUGGAAAAGAGUUUAAAGACUCAGUAAAUUUCUCGCGCAAACGCUAUCACAAAAUCGGAGACCUAGUCGACAAAGUUCCGUCUCGACAAGAACGCGCGAGGAAACGUGUGCGGGCAGUCGAAGAGCAGCAACUUACAGAAGCAAUCCAAGAAUCGACUUUAAGUAUGCCAGAGAAUCGGACCAGCAUCAAUACCGAACCUGCCCAAACGUCCAAAUAUCUUCGAUCUGAAUCGUCCGCGUAG
Messenger RNA from Phaeodactylum tricornutum CCAP 1055/1, 3320 nucleotides. RefSeq lists its product with no specific name. Bases 324 to 3320 code for a protein of 998 amino acids. The transcript is spliced from 5 exons. The record is from RefSeq and is a predicted model, not a curated record. NCBI's taxonomy places the organism in Eukaryota, Bacillariophyta, Bacillariophyceae, Surirellales, Neidiaceae.